UGUGCGAGGCGCGUGAGACGGCGCUGGCAUGUCAGAGCUGUUCGGGGCCGACAAUCGACCGUCGGUAGAGGAAGGCGAGGCUACAAAUGCAGAGAGGCCAGCAAGAAUGGUUCACUUCUGGCUAAGACGCUCCAACGCUCCUGUUCGUGCCGCCAUGCCGCAGCAACAAGAAAGGCAGACGACGCGAUCCGAGGGAAGAAGCUCUGGUGUCGGUGGUGGCGGCGGUGAUGGGGGUGGUGGCAGUCGUAGUGGUCGUAGCAGCGGUGGCAAGACCGGUGGCAACGGAGGGGGAGGAGGAGGAUUGUGUUUGCUGUCGCGGCUGGGUCAGUACAAGCGUCAGCAGCACGAGCAGCAAAAGAGGAGAGUGGCGGAGAAGGAGCUGGACAGCCUUCACCACAGAAUCGACAAGCUGCUGGCCAAGAUGGAGGAGCAUGACACUGAGUGCGCAGUCAAUGACGACGAAGAGUGUGUAGUGUGUCUGGCAGCGCGCGCCACCAUGCAGACGUUUCCCUGCGAGCACAAAGUCGUCUGCCGGAAGUGCUUCAUUCGCACCAUCCAGGUGGCCGUGGCGCAGAGGUCACUUCCGCUUCGCUGCGUAGUGUGCCGGGCGCGCAUUUUGAAGCUGCGACACGCGGCUUCCAGUUCCAGCCCGCUGUGCGUCAACGAGCCGACCCCAGCACCUUCUACGACGAUGACGACGCGUUGCUACGACCACGCCAGAGUGGCCGCCAAUAACAACAACAACAACAACAACAACGUCGCCACGUGCUGCAGCCACCACCCGGUCCCAGCUAGCGGUCUUGGCGACAGCAGCGCCUCUACAUCUCCUGCCGGACUCUCCAUCGACGCCUGCUGCCGCAAGUCUAAGAGCAAAUCCCCGCUUCACUGGUUCGCUUCCGAGCCCCCGAGUCCUCCCAGCCAGAUCCUUCCUGCCACCACAACGUCCAGCAAGCGCGGUCAAGACGCUGCAGGUCCCCGGGUAUCUUCUGGUCCCCAGCUUCAAUGGCGUCUUCGGUCAUGACCAAAGGUGAAGUCAUACCUGACCCGGAACUUCAUGUCGGCAAGGGAGCUCACCUCAACGCCUCUCUGCGCGUUAAACAUUUCACAUUUCGCGCACUUUUUUGGCGACACUAGGAAGGGGUGGGAAUUGUAACAGACGACUAAGGAAUUUUCUACAGUAAAGUAAACGCUUCGUACGAGAUUCAGAUCACUGUAGGGCAGAGAAUAAACCUCACGGUUGUUCUAGUCCAGAUAAUCGCACGCAGAAAGAGAAAUGCACAGAGAGCACCCAUUUGUUACUAAUUCUCACUUACACGUGGCAGUUCUUUUACCGGAGCACAUCUUCUCAAUAUCAUGUGUGAAUAUAUUUAAACUCCAUUUUUAAAAUAGCUUAAACAUCACUAGCUUAAACGAUUUUUUUGAAUAACAUAACUGAAGCACAAUUGUUUCCACAAUUUUUCUAAUUUUAGAAGAUAUAAAGUAACAAAUGAAUUUUAUAUUUUACUUUUAAAGAAAUGAUGAGCGGGGAGGUUAGGGGAAGCGAUCGGCUGUUGUUGGUGACGUCAUGGGUGUAUGAAAGUGGUGUCCCCUGUGCCGCUUUGCUUCCUGUUUGUCCAGUUUCGACCAGAGAUGCUAGCGACUUGAUGUCGCUUCACACGUGUACAAACAAGACUGGUGAAUGUGACUGUGACUGAGUGUUUAUGUGUGCACGUAGACACAGCAGCUUGCAGGAAGCGGCUACAGCACGCAUGUCUUGCCGUGUUGGUGACGUGACGUAGAGAGAAGUGUCCGUUGUCCACUCUCCAAUCCCUGCCAUGUCAUUUGGUUUGUAACCCUGAAUGUCAUUUGUGUGGUGUCAAAUAGCGAGACUGAAUGGCACUCUCCUCUCAAGAAGUUACUUUGUUUUGAUAUAUUGUUUGCAAUGUCUAGUAAAGGACUGAUUGUGCGUGUGUUUGAGGGAACAUUUUGUUGUCAAGAGCGCACACAUACGCACACACACACAUGCACACGCUCAAACUCAUGCAGACUCGCUUGCACUCUGACUGUGGGAGUAGUGAAGGAGUGAGGAAGGGACAAAUGGGAAGAAUAAACACUAAGACGAGAAGGGGCCGGAAAAAUAAAGAUAUUGACGAUAGGAAUCAUGGGAUAGUGCGUGGAGUCGUCUAGAACUUUCGUUUGUGGUAGUAGACAUUUUCUUGUGCUGAACAAUGCUAGUGUCACUAUGGUUCGCGGUGCUGUCUGUGUGCAUUGUAACGAACAAGAUUCGCUCUUGCCAGUUUGUGAACUGAGAGCUGUGACGUGCUGUGUCUGUCUGCCCUGCUGACAAGACCCGAGAGCUGUGACGUGCUGUGUCCGCUUUGCUGUUUUGCCCUUCUGACAAAACCUGAGAGCUGUGACGUGCUGUGUCUGUCUGCCCUGCUGACAGGACCAGAGAGCUGUGACGUGAUGUGUCCGCUUUGCUGUUUGCCCUGCUGCCCAGAGCCGAGAGGUGUGACGUACUGUGUCUGCUUUGCUGUUUUUGCCCCGCUGACAAGACCUGAGAGCUGUGACGUGCUGUGUCCGCUUUGUUGUUUGCCCCCUGCUGCUGAAAGAUAUAAAAAGUAAAGCAAGUCUCAACGAAUGGUGUGUGCAGAUCGCAGCUUCUGCUGUCACGUGACACUGGAAGAGGCGCAGGAGGUGACAGUGACCGCAGACGAGGACCUCCUCGAUUGACACGCGGCGGAAGUGACGCCACAAACAGUGCACGCCGUCUUUUCAGGCCUGGAAGAGACAAUAUGGAAGCUUUUUGAUUGUUGUGAAAUGACUACGGACACUUCAAUGACCCUUGCAUCGGUAGUGAUUCGUUAGGCUUAACGGUACAAAAGCGGUGAGGGUUUAUUUUUGAGAAACCCCAUUUGUUUGUCGCAAAAAAAAGUCUGGUGGCCUCUUUGACUUUUCGCUUCACGUUGUGAAGCCGGACCCUCAUUUUUAUUUUCGUUUUGGAUUUCAGUGUGAGGGCGGAAGCGGAGAGCGCUUCACGUCUUCAACAGCCUACAGUGCGCGGAUGUUCUGCUGUAGCUUAUGCUCCAAGUGCAUCAUCCUUCCUGCCAUGUACAUUGUCCUUCAUCUCAACACUCCACCCUUCGUAAGAACACACAAUUCACAUACGGCAAUAAUAAAAAACGCGUGCUAAUGCUAGGUGUAGUAGAGAGCCAACUGCAAGACAGUAUCAGGACAGUAGGUACAAGAGGACAGUCUAUAAAAGUAACGCCAAGCGCCACCUAGAGAAACCACAUCCUAGGGCUGAAAUUCACCGCGGGUCUGCAGCCUACCAUUAUUCCAGUGAUGCUGGUCGGUAAUCAGUAGGUACUCGUCCAGCCUUAUGUCAAGAUGGAGCAUCCGAGUGGCCUAUCUUACCAAGGCAGACAGCUCCUGUAUCCCUACACCAGCUCUAGGCCUUUAAAUGUGAAACGCAAUUAUCGCAAAUGCUAAUAAGCAGGGAGUCGGCUGAACUCCUCCUUCUUCCUGCCUGCCUGUAAGGUUAGGGAACCUAACAGAAGGAACAGGAUGCUACCUGUAAGCCGAGAAGAAAGCUGGCAGAGUAUUGACAGCUUUAGUAGGAUACAAUUCACAUAUUUUGUAGAAUGUUUUGUACAGUGCCAUUGCACGUUCUACGCUGUGUCGUGGUAAACGAUUGCCAUGUUUGUUUAGUUUUAUAGGCAACGGGCGUUGUUCCAGUUUUGUCAGUCGUUAGACACGCCAUCGCUGUCGGAAAAGCCACGAAACUUGAACAGGACUUCAGGGCAAGCAGGGAAGUUGCGGUCACAUGCUCUCGCAGGUCAUUCUGGCAAAAGUGUACCGACUGUUCCAGAAAGCCGUAACCAUGAAUACAUCUGGUAGUAGUGGUGGUGGUGGUGGUGGGGAGUAGAGGAGGUAAGCUGUGGACCGAAGUGGACGCGGGGCAUCUUCUGGCACAAAGUGACAGACCUUGAAGGUCUCCAGGCAGCUCAGAGGUCUGAGAUUUGCCUCUAUCCAGAAACUGCGGAUUUCUGGUUUCCUUGCCGCGGACCAAAGGUCUGAAUGCCUUGGAUAAAGAUUACUCACUGCGGAGUCUUGUCACGGGCUCUGCAGUGGACUUGCUGACGUCAUAGCUCACGGCCAUCACGUGUCGGGUCCUGCAAGUCUUCGCUGGCCACCAAGCCAGUGGUGUCACAUGACGUGUCAUGCCUUGUUAAUGCUAAGCUUUGUUUCUUGAUGGGAUCGAUGUGUGCUACUCAGUCAGCAAAUAAACGUAUACUUGUUUUUUUGU
Molecule: messenger RNA, 4288 nt
Organism: Pomacea canaliculata
Lineage: Eukaryota; Metazoa; Mollusca; Gastropoda; Architaenioglossa; Ampullariidae
Exons: 3
Coding region: 29-1021 (330 amino acids)
Source: RefSeq, a predicted model, not a curated record